Phoenix dactylifera (date palm) is the source of this 1521-nucleotide messenger RNA. NCBI's taxonomy places the organism in Eukaryota, Viridiplantae, Streptophyta, Magnoliopsida, Arecales, Arecaceae. The record is from RefSeq and is a predicted model, not a curated record.
GAUUCCGAGCUGCCUCUAAUCCCUUUGCCUCCCCCUCCCGACGGCCAUGGCAGCAGCGGCCGACGCCUCUCCCACAAAACUUCUCUCCGAAGGUCUCCCCGUUUCCAUCCCCAGACGAACGACGAUCCCAAUUCCAAGAAGAAUCCUGAGGAGAAACCCCAACUCCAAUCUACCCCUCUCUCGCCGGAUUCUAGACGGACCCCGAAGAAGCCCUCGAUAUCGCGCAGAACCCGGCAAGUGCACGCUGCCGGCACCGCCGAUGCUUCCCAGAGCCGAAGGAGGUCUCCGAGGUUCGCCACUAAUUCGGAUGAGGUUUACGAAGAAAGAGGACAAUUUGGAUAUCGAGCGGAGGCGUUCUGCGAGCGUUGGUGUUGAUGGGUCUGAGGAUGAGAGGGGUGAUGGAGGGAAGGGGAGGGGAAAGAAGAAGAGUAGAAAGAGGGAGGAGAAUGUUGAAAGUUGAGAUGGAGACUGGAAGAAGUGAGUUUCUGGAAGGGCUUACUUUUCGGCAAGACCAUCGCCGCAUUUCUGGAAGAAGGUCUCCAAAAUGGUGCCACAAAAGUCUGCACGGGAAUGCUUCAACAGGAUCCAUGCUGACCUUGCAACCCCAACUCAACCUCAACCUUGUUCAAGGGCAAAUAGAUCGAAUUUUUCUCCUGUAGGCAUUUUCACUUUGUCAGACAGUAAGUCUACAGAACUUAUGAAGGCAAAAGUCAAGAGGGUUAGAAGUAGUAGACAGAAGAUUCUUGUUGCACAGAAGACAGCAAGGCAUUUAAUAAGGAAGCACUGCCUUAUAGAUCGAAGCCAGGAAGCAGAUCAUUUCUCAAAUCUUGAAACUUUGCCAUACUUGCUACCUCUGGAACUUCCAGAGAUUAACUCACCUGAGACCCCUGAUUGCACAAUGAAUCCCUCCAUUUUUCUCGAAAAAUGCAGUGAGAGAUCUUCAUUAGCUCACAAGAGAAUGCUCUCAAGAUUCAAGACGAGGCAAGCUGAUCCAAGUGCUGAAGUUCUGAAGCAGAUAAAGAACCUAGCUCUGCAUAAAAAGUACAUUGACCACCUGCAUUGUAGAGAUGCAAGGAGAAGAACAUGUGCCAAGACCGCAAACUCCGAUGCUGAUUGGUGUAACAAGACCAAAACAGAGCUGGAAAUUGGAGCUCUCAAAGCUGCAAGAACUGCUCUCAUCUCUGAGGCAAGAGAUCACAUCAGUCAUUUUCAACAAAUGCAGUCUAACUUGUUAAGUUUUGACACAGACGACGACAAUGCUGAUACUGAUGAUUAUGUUGAUGAUUGUGAUGAAUGAAUACAAUGGGCAAGCAGCCAUGCAAAUGGCACCUCCCAGUAAAAUUUCAUCUAUUGCUGUUGUCAACGAGAGACGAGUCAUACUCAUUUUUCACUAAUGGAAUAGGCCCCAGCGUUCUGUUAUGCCCACUGCUGUUAAAGACCUGUUGAGACAGGCGUAUGCCUCUGUAACUCUUAAAAGAUAAAUGCAAGUGCUUCCAUGCCUUUUUUUUUCUAUUUAAGAAG